AUGUUCUCUCGCAUCUUUGGUGCUUUCAAACCUUUGCCUCCUCCGACGAUCGUAGGCCCUGCCACUCAGCCGACCACUUCUUUUGCCAUCGCUGCUCAAUCGGCCAGAAGCAUGUCUACCAACGGGAACGCCGUCGAGAAAGGUACCUUUGCCAGCGGGUGCUUCUGGGGUACUGAACAGUGAGUGGGGACUGCAUGCACGACCAUUUCGCCAACUUGACUGUAUGCUGAAUGGCCCAUCUCCACGCAAUUUUGCGGUGCAGCAUCUUCGUAAGUGUAGACCUGAGCUCCAAUCACGGCUGUGCGCUUGGCUGACCUCCUUGCCUACAUCGCCAUUCUUCGCCACUCUUCAAUUACAGCGGGAGCACUACAAAGGCAAAGGGCUGAUCGAUGCCAAGGUCGGUUUCAUUGGUGGCAAAGAGUCUUCAAAGAACCCAAGCUACGAGGAAGUGUGCACUGGCCGGACGGGUCAUGCAGAAGCAGCGCAAGUGACUUUUGAUCCCCGCAAGGUAUCCUACGCCGAGCUCGUCGAAUUCUUCUAUCGCACGCACGACCCCACGCAGCUCAACGCUCAAGGCAACGACAGAGGCACUCAGUACAGGAGCGCCAUCUUUGCUCAUUCUCCCGAGCAACUGGAGGCGAUCAAAAAGGUGACGAACGAAGUGCAGGAAAAGCACUUUACGCCAAAGGGAAAGAAGAUUGUCACGCAGGUCGAGGAGAGGCCAGCUGGUGACUUUUUCGAGGCCGACGAGCAUCAUCAAGAGUACUUGCACAAGAACCCUUGGGGUAAGUAGUGGCACGUCGGCUCAAUGUUUUGAGCAUCGAGAGGGGGGCAGAGACGCUGACUCGCAUCCUGGCUCCUGUCUCUGGUAGGCUACCAAUGUGGCACGCACCGCUUGUGGUGGUGA
Molecule: messenger RNA, 907 nt
Organism: Ceraceosorus bombacis
Lineage: Eukaryota; Fungi; Basidiomycota; Exobasidiomycetes; Ceraceosorales; Ceraceosoraceae
Source: the annotation of a GenBank genome assembly